CCUUCUCGCCCGUGACACGGUGACAGCAAACAAAAUCCUUCGCUCGCAAAUCUCGUCGUCGUCGUCUUCUCCCCGCCAUUCGACUUGGGUCAAAGGUGCAAACUGCUCUUUUUCAACCGUUUUCAAGAAGGAAAAUAGAAAACCAGAAAGGUUGAGAAAGAUAGAGAAGCCUCCGAAGAAGUCAGAAAAGAAGAUCUUCGUUCCCAUUGCUAUUUCCUCUUCCCUUCCUUCCUCCUCCUCCUCUCUCUCUCUCCCUCUCUCUCUCUAUCUGCGUUGGGCCGUUGAGGAAGGAGAGGAGAAGGGGGAGAGUGGUUGUUCUCUUCAGGUUUUGGGGAAGAAACAGAAAGUUGGUUACUUUGCGUCGGCAUUUUGGGGAAAAAGGACGGAGUUUGGAGAAAAACGAAAAUGAAUGUGAUUCGGAGGUUUAAGAGCUUCACAUUCAGCCGCGGCAAUGCUGGCGGUGAUUCUAACACAAAGAAAGGGAAGGGCGACAAGAAAACGACAAAAAAGUCUUCUGAAGUUGAAGACAAAGCAAUGCCCGUGAAACAAAGUGCAAUUUCAAAAUAUUUGAAGUCUACUACAAGCUCAUCCAAUUCUGGCACUUCGAACGAAAAUGCUAAGGUGGAUAUCGAAAAGCUUCCGAAGAAAUUGUAUGCUAUGAAGAUUAGAGAUGAUGAGCUAAAUGAUAAGGAAGUGGAAGGUAGAAUCUUGAAAGGGAAUGGAAUUGAGGCUGGUCAGAUAAUUGCAGCAACAAUUGAUGGUCAGGAUGGUCAGCCAAAACAGGCAGUCUCCUACAUGGUGGAACGUGUGGUUGGCACCGGUUCGUUCGGUGUUGUCUUUCAAGCCAAGUGUAUAGAAACAUCUAAAACGGUCGCCAUCAAGAAGGUGCUUCAAGAUAAGAGAUAUAAGAAUAGGGAGUUACAGAUAAUGCAAAUGGUUGAUCAUCCUAAUGUCGUUCGGCUAUAUCAACACUUCUUUUCAACAACCGAAAAAGAUGAACUAUACUUGAAUCUUGUUUUAGAAUACGUUCCUGAAACUGUUUAUCGCAUGUCAAGACAUUAUUUACGGAUAAACCAACACAUGCCUUUGAUCUAUAUUCGACUUUAUUUGUACCAGAUGUGUCGUGCACUUGCUUAUAUUCAUGGUGUCGUGGGGGUAUGCCAUCGUGAUAUUAAGCCCCAAAAUUUGUUGGUCAAUCCUCACACUCAUCAGCUAAAGCUUUGUGAUUUUGGUAGUGCCAAAAAAUUGGUUCAAGGUGAGCCUAAUAUUUCGUACAUUUGCUCACGUUACUAUCGUGCUCCUGAGCUCAUAUUUGGAGCAACAGAAUAUAGCACUGCGAUCGACAUGUGGUCUGCCGGCUGUGUGUUGGCCGAGCUUCUCUCAGGACAGCCUUUGUUUCCUGGGGACAGUGGUGUUGAUCAGCUGGUGGAGAUUAUUAAGGUUUUAGGAACACCAACAAGGGAAGAAAUUAAAUGCAUGAAUCCAAACUACACAGAGUUCAAAUUUCCUCAAAUUAAAGCUCAUCCAUGGAACAAGGUCUUCAGUAAAAGAAUACCUCCUGAGGCUGUGGAUUUCAUCUCGAAGCUGCUCCAAUACUCGCCGAAGUCGAGAUUAAUGGCCUUAGAGGCCUGUGCUCAUCCCUUCUUUGAUGAAUUGAGAGACCCAAACUCGUCCCUCCCCGACGGCCGGCCGCUGCCGCCUCUGUUCAACUUUACCGACCAAGAGCUCGCCGCCGCUUCUCCAGAACUGAUUCAGCGCUUAAUUCCA
This is a messenger RNA of Phalaenopsis equestris, 1767 nucleotides long. Its product is annotated as shaggy-related protein kinase epsilon-like. NCBI's taxonomy places the organism in Eukaryota, Viridiplantae, Streptophyta, Magnoliopsida, Asparagales, Orchidaceae. Gene Ontology annotation, cellular component: cytoplasm. Gene Ontology annotation, molecular function: ATP binding; protein serine/threonine kinase activity. Gene Ontology annotation, biological process: signal transduction; protein phosphorylation. The record is from RefSeq and is a predicted model, not a curated record.